Molecule: messenger RNA, 2464 nt
Organism: Eufriesea mexicana
Lineage: Eukaryota; Metazoa; Arthropoda; Insecta; Hymenoptera; Apidae
Exons: 5
Coding region: 1-1083 (360 amino acids)
Source: RefSeq, a predicted model, not a curated record
AUGACAGUUGCGGAGGAUACGACGAUCGCUUACGAUCGACAAAUGACAAUGGAGGCCAUUCUAGUUCGUGACCAAAGGACCACUUCCCACAGAGUUCUGGACCACCGUAGCUCUAGCAGCAGCCUGUCCAACGCGUCUAGCAACAUGACAGCGUCAUCGAAGCUGUACAAGACUAUCCUAGAUGCAAACCCGAGAUACGCGACGGUAAUAGACCCGAGAAUAAAUAGAAACGAUCACGACAAGAGACACUUUCCAUGUGACUCGUGCCUCGUACCUGCUUCUUACGACGAUCGAGGGAUACGAUCGAGACACAACGCAUCCGUCACCGCGACCACGUGGCUGAGGUUAGGCAGUCUAUUGGUGACCCUGCUCGUGGUCUCGGUGCACGGCGCUCCGACGAUGACCCUCGAGAACAGACGACUGAGCUCGCCCCCUAAGUGGGUGAAUCCUUGUGGCCUAGCUGCGGAAGCGGCCGAAGACCCUACCGCCGAUUUGGACGUAGUGCAGAUAACAGACUCGCAGCUUCUGCACCAAGUGGUCCUCCAAGCGAAAACGGCGCUGAUGCACGCGGAACUUUUUCGCGAUGAUUACGCUAAACGAACAUUCAACAUCGACUUUGCCGAUCUACAUUCGACGUUCAAAGACAAUCAUUACGAUUGGCUCCCUGGGCCAAACGAAAUUCCCAAGCAACUAGGAGAACAGCUAAAUCAGGAAUACCUCGACAAAUUAGAACUCGAUUCGGCCCUCAUCGACGCGUACGAGUACAUGCAGAAGUUCGCAGUGGGCCUAGAACAGAUAGUCUGGGACCAGGAGGAUCUCCAACUCGAGUUUCGCAAGCAAUUUAAGGACACCGAAUACAAACUGCGAACGGUUCUCUGCGAGCUGCAAGUGGCACUAGUGGAGCGCCAGCUGUCGUCACGGCCAGACGCUACUCGCGACAUCAUGAAGUCGGAAUUCCGGACCGUGUCGACCUCAGAGACCUAUCGGAACCUUCGGGACUGGCUAAUCUUCCGCGACUACAUGAACGGCCUGGAAUACGUGGUGCAGGUGUUCGAGCACCUUCGCCGAGGUCUUCAGUCCUGAGGAUGGCAAGGCGGAAGCCGAAGAAGGGCUACCAGGCGACGACUCGCCCAUCUCAGGAAACCGGAACAGCCCAACCUGGAUGGCCAACUCUCGUCAUGAGGUUGGAGUAAAAAGUGGGUAACAGGGAAGAUCCUAGGCGUGCUCUGUCAAGCAGGCCAGGGGCUACCACCCGUCUCGGUUCCAGUGAGAUGUGUCUCCAUGGCGACGAUCGGCCUAUCCGUCGGCCACGGGUCCAGCCAGCGAUGCUGCACCACCGUCACACACCGACGGAUACACCGUAUCGUCGAACCUGUGCGUGUGUAUCUGUAUCAAGUUGACUAGCAUGACUUUGAGACAGAGGAUCGACGAAUAUCGUCAUCGAGUCCCGUCAAUAGUUCACACCGCCAUCGUCGAUGCUCGCCGUCAGAGGUUCCAGUGAGACAGCCGGGAAUAGAGAGCAACAGGAAGCAGAGUCGUACGAUGAGCAGCCCAUUGGCUUUCGCCGCCAUAGUUCACGAUCGUGUGCGAUCCACGCACUCAUUUCCGCGCGUGCUUACGCUAAAACGCGACUUAAAGCACGCGCGAAAUCCAUGUCCAAAGUGUAAUCAUAAUGUGCAAGAGGAUUAAUAGGACAGACCAGGAAGACCAGCCAGAGUUCCCAGCGACAUCUUACCGUUCGUUGAGAUUUCCAUCACCGAACAAAGCGUUGUAUUCUAGUUUCUCCUUCGCCACUUCUUUCGCGUUCCCUUGGCGUGGCUGUUCCGUUUCGCGGAUUUCAAAAUCUCACGCGUUUUACCCAAUGUACCAUGUAUUUCGAUGUUUUAUCACGAGACCUCUUAGUUCUUCCUUUAAAUUACUCCACGCGACGGUGUUUUCGCUUUUAAACCAACGAUGUAUCAUUCUUACUGGAGGUGUUCAAAGGGGAGAGAUUCGGCUGACGAAAUGUAUCAUUCAUGAACACUCGUGGAUGAUCAUUCUUCUGCUUUCCUCUGUUGAACUGAUUCUCCAUUAAAAAUGAGACUUCUCGGUGUUCGAAAACUCGAGGACAGCCACGCCAACGGGGGUCUCGCUGGCAAUCUCAUUCAGGGAUUCAUUGAGGUUAUAGGGAAGAGGAAGACGCGAAAGAAGCGGCGCGGAGAUGGAAGGAGAUGAAAGGAUUCCCUUCGUGAAUCCGUCUAAACGAGCUUGUGCACCGCAGCGGUAUUAUAUCCUAAAUAUACAAGAAAAUACAGUAUUCGCGCUUUAACUUAGACUAUUCGCGUCGUGCGAGAAGGGAGUAAGGAGAAAUCGAGGCGUAUAGAUAUAUAUCGCGUGGUUGUCACGCGUGGUUGAAGAGGAAAGCACGACGUCGUUGUAACGUCGACCACGAGGAAAAGCAAAAAUCACUCGACGAGCCAUCCGC